AUGCUCUAUUAUUAUCGUAAAAGUAAAACUGCGAAACGAACCGCUGAAAAGAUACGCGCUGCAUAUGGAGAGAAUGCCGUCGAUGAACAAUUGUGCCAGUAUUGGUUUGAGAAGUUUGAAGCAGGAAUUUUUGAUCUCAGAGACAAUCUUCCUCAGGUUCUGCCAAUUGACGAGGUCGCGACUUCGAUUAAAGAGAACCGGCAAGUCAGCAUUGCGGAGAUCGCAUUGCAAAUCAACGAUGGUGUACUAACCGUAGCCGAAUGCAUAGCGAAGCUGGACUUGAUAAAGAAGCUGGAUAUUUGGGUACCGCAGCAGUUAACUGAGAAAAAUCGAAUAGACCGUAUUUCCAUCUGUGACUCACUAUUGAAGAGGAAUGAAGAAAACCCAUUUUUGACAAGACUGGUGGUGGGCGACGAGAAGUGGAUCAUCUACAAGAAACUAGUGGUAACGAGGGCGGACGAGCUACAAACCGUUUCGAUAAACUACGAACAACGGAAGAUCAGGUUCUGGAUCUGGUGGGAUUGGGAAGGAGCCCUGCAUUAUGAGUUCCUACCGAAUAAUCUGCUAAUUACUUCGGACGUAUACUGUUCUCAUUUGGACCAUUUAAACAGAGCGAUCGACGUGAAGCGACCGGAAUUUGCCAAUAGCAGCGAUAUUAAGUUCCUGCACAACGAUGCUAAACCAUACGUUUCUUUGCAAACCCGGCGAAAGCUAUUGGAAUUUGGCUGGGAUGUCUUGCCCCAUCCACCACAUUCACCUGACCUCUUGCCAUCUGAUUUCCAUUUGUUCCAAGCAUCUCAAAAGGAAUGUAACCGAAUUCCUCAACAAUAA
This is a messenger RNA of Ooceraea biroi (clonal raider ant), 831 nucleotides long. Its product is annotated as histone-lysine N-methyltransferase SETMAR. Gene Ontology annotation, molecular function: DNA topoisomerase binding; single-stranded DNA endonuclease activity; double-stranded DNA binding. The record is from RefSeq and is a predicted model, not a curated record. Gene Ontology annotation, biological process: DNA double-strand break processing; double-strand break repair via nonhomologous end joining; DNA integration. Gene Ontology annotation, cellular component: site of double-strand break; nucleus; condensed chromosome. Lineage: Eukaryota; Metazoa; Arthropoda; Insecta; Hymenoptera; Formicidae.